This is a messenger RNA of Scomber scombrus (Atlantic mackerel), 2658 nucleotides long. RefSeq names its product carnitine deficiency-associated gene expressed in ventricle 3 (gene cdv3). The coding region runs from base 225 to 935 and encodes 236 amino acids. Gene Ontology annotation, cellular component: cytoplasm. The transcript is spliced from 5 exons. Lineage: Eukaryota; Metazoa; Chordata; Actinopteri; Scombriformes; Scombridae. The record is from RefSeq and is a predicted model, not a curated record.
GUCACAGCCCUUGCAUGGCAUGGUUGACAGGACAGCUGGAGAAUCAGACAAUUUUAUCAAGACUGUAACACAACGUAAACUCUUAAACUAAAGAGUAAAAUCUAGUCUGAUCGUUUUUACAGCUUUAGUCCUUCACGUCUUCUCCGAGAGAUUUCUCCUCCUCCCUCCUGCUCCUCCUCAAACAUUUUGUGUCAUUGCUCUCUAACUCUAGUUAAACGUUGAAAAUGGCGGAUCUACCACCGGAGAAGAGCCUGGACGAUUUCUUUGCCAAGCGGGAUAAAAAGAAGAAGAAGACAGAUAAGGGGAAGGGUAAAGAUUCCGCCGCCGCCGGGCCCACCACAACCACCGCCACUGCGCUGAAAAAGACCAGAAAGGAGAAGGAAAAAUCGACUAAAAACGAGAAUCAAGACGCGCAGAUUGAGAAGGAGGACGAGGAAUGGAAAGAGUUCGAGCAGAAAGAAGUGGACUACAGCGGGCUUCGUCUCCAAGCUUUACAAAUAAGUGACGAGAAGGAGGAAGAUGACUAUGAGAAGGAGGAGGUUGGUGAAGAUGGAGAGAUCAUUCUGGUCAGUGGAGACAAAGUGUCAGGGCCUUGGAACAAGUCUGGAGCUCCUCCUCCUCCCCCUGCUGCUGCUGCACCUGAUGAGGAUGUCGAGGUGCCUGAGUCAAAGCCUUCAGGUGUGUAUCGCCCACCAGGGGCUCGGUUGACCACCACCAAACGAGCCCCAAUGCAGGGCCCUCCUGAGAUCUUCAAUGACGCACAGUUCCCCUCUUUACUGGCCACCGCUAAGCAUGUGGAGACACGCAAGGACAGAGAAAUGGAGAAGACAUUUGAGGUUGUGAAACACAGGAACCGCGGUAGAGAGGAAACCGGCGGCGCUUCUAUGCAGCACUUGCAGCUUGAUAACCAGUACGCCAUCCUAGGGGAUAAGUAGAACCGCUUCCCCUCCGUCCCCUGGCCCCUCCAGCACGGUCCUUUCCAGCCCCCCCCCCUUGAAGGAAGCUGAACUCCAGCUGUGUGGACUGCAGUCCUGACAGAGCUCACGCUGCCACCAUCACCACACCGGUUAUUCUCUCACGCACACACACAAACACACACACACACACACACAGAGUCUCACAAUACAUACUCACACAGCCAUACAGUGACACUCCCUUUAAAUAGAUGAUUAAUACACUUUACAUACAGAACACUGGUUGGCAAAACUGAAGGACUGCAUCUGAAGGGGCUGCUGUGAAAGAGGGAAUAAUUGAAAAGGAAUUGGCAAAAUACACCCAAACAACACUGCAGCAGCAACAAAUGACGACGUAGUUGUCCUUUGUGGAUUGUACUCAGAGCAGCGGUUGUGUGGCGCAACUUCUCUCUGGACUUCAACUUGCUUCGAUAAAGCCACAGAGGACCGAAGAUGACUUUAGGCGAGAUGAUUUUACAAACUUCUGUGAAAAUAUCUAUUUUUUGCAAGAUCGUUAUAAACCCAAUCGCACAUGGUAUUUUGGGGUGUUUUUUUUUUGUUGUUUUUUUUUUUAGUUGCGGUUGGGGCUUUGGGAUCGGGGAUACUACCUCAGCAGCAUAGCUGGUGGUGACCAUGUGAACUGAGAGCUUUUUUUCGCUGUGGUGGUGACUGGGGGGCAAACACCAACCCCCUCCCUCCCCCUCCCUCCACAUACAAGCUGGCCAUCAGGCUCGUUAAUUUAGAAACUUGAAGAUUUUUUUUUUUCCCUUCACAUGACAAUGACACUCUGAGAAGAUCUAUGGACAAGAAGUGAUAGGUUGUGGUCCUCAUGAAUUCCUUUUUUUAAAAGUGGCCUUACCGAUAGAGAGAAACUGCUUUGUCAUCUGAAGAGAAACUUUGCUUGUUGUCUCACGGGCUGUUGCCUGCCUCUGGAUCUCACCACUCUGUGAAAAAAAGAUACAAAAAGAAAGAAAUCCUUCUGUUCGAGAAUGUAGUGCUGUUGUAGUUUGCCUGAUAAUUACAACUAACUAACUGUCUUUCAUAUCCACUGUUUUGAUUUCGCUGCCCUUACUUUAUUUUGGUCUAUAAGCAAAAUUAAGCUCGUCUAAACGCUCGUCAAAAAGUGUAACCCAAACAAAUUCUUUACUGUGGUUUGACACCAGAUGUCACAGAUGUUACAAUGUCAAGAAAAUAGUGAUGGAAAACCACUUUAAUGCAUAUUUGUUGAGGUUGUUUGCCCAUAUUAAGUAAAGUGGUACAUUUCAACCCCAGUUUUUAAGACCUUUUUUCUUUUUAAAAAUCAUCAAGGCUUUUCCUUAUUGGUAAACCUACCGUCUCAGCCGUCAUUGCCGUUGUGUAGAACAAGUAGCUUGUGCAUAAAUUUUGGUCCCAGAGACGUUACAGCGAUUUUACUCGUCUGUCAAUAUAAACCUGUCAUCAAACCAACAGAGCGUUAUCCACUUAAAAAAACAAACAGCGGUAUGCCCCGGGAAAAAAAAUCAAAUCAUCUAACGGGGUUUUAUACAAGCAUAGUUACGUUUAGAAAGGUGAAGAAGAACUGGAUUUAUGUUCUAUGUUCCUGUCCUUUCCAAUAAAAGAUGUCGGGGAGCGUCGAUCCCUGCUGGGACACUUUGGGUGGACGUAGAUAUUAUUUGUAAUGAAAAGAGAAGAGCCUAACACAAAAAAUAAAGUGAUCCUUGUGAAA